GAUCGGGAGUUUAAUACUAUAUACGCAAAUGAAUCUAAUUAAAACAUUGAUUUUUUUAUACUUGUUCCGAGACACGCACAAUUAAAGCAUACAUGUAUGAAUAACAGUUUUGAUUAAGAAUUUGUUUAGACUGUAAACAGUGCGAUAUGGAACUAAACGACAUUAAAAAGGAAUAUCCAUCGACUGAAGUGGUUAAACAUUACAAAGGUAAAACUAUGUCUGGAAUUCAGUUGACAAAACAACAGGCCAAGGAAGGAUCCGGCAUUAACUUGAAUUUUUUUCAAAGUAAGAGCAAAUUUUCGAAGGCUGCAGGAGCAAAAAUAAAAUAUCUUGAAGCGAACUCGGACAAAUUCAUUUUUCUAGGAAAAGUCGUGUUGCUUCUUGCGUAUUUUGUAUAUUUUGGCUUCGCGUUGUCUUAUCAUUUUGGUGAUGAAGGGUCCUGGAGGUUGAUCGGAGGUACAAUUUGCGGGAUUCUCAUCAUUUUCCGGAACUUUCUUAAAAGGUCAGGCAUUUAUUUAAAACUGACUUCCGGUUUUCAAGCGAUCUGCACUGAAUAUUCAAAAGGUAAUCGGAGCGUGAUUUUAAGAUGGUCCUUGUACAUUGCGAUGUCUGCUUUCUUUGUCAUAUACUUGGUAAUAGCUGUUGCCAUGAAGACGCCAGAAAACCUUUGGUCAUUAAUCGGAUUACUAGGAUUCCCGCUGUUAUUGUUCCUGUAUUCCAACAAUAAAUGUAAAGUCAAUUGGCACACCGUUUUCUGGGCCAUGGCUAUUCAAUUCAUCAUGGCGUUGUUGAUUUUGAAGACAAGUUGGGGAGCUAACGUUAUCCGCUGGGUUAGCAAACAAGUAGAAGAGCUACUGGCUCAUGGUGAAGCUGGAAGUAUUUUUCUGUUUGGAAAAACUUAUAAAGAUCACUAUUUUGUAUUUGGUGUUACGGCCAAAAUCUGUGUCGUCAUCAUCGCAAUAUCCGUGCUGACAUACCUCGGUGUUAUCAAGGCGAUUGUGGACACUGUCGGACGUGCCCUGGCAUUCUGUCUUGGAACAAGUCCUGCCGAGGGAAUUAAUGCUGUUGGGAAUAUUUUCCUGCAUGUGCCUGAGUCAGCAAUUUUAGUGCAGGAGUACCUACAAGAAAUGACGCCUUCUCAAUUGUUUGCGACAUAUGCCGGAGCCUUGUCGACAGUUGGCGGCACGUCUUUGGUAGUUUUCAUGGCAUUUGGGAUUCCAGCAGCCCCUCUGAUUGCCGCCUCAGCAAUGUCGGCCCCAGCGGCUUUGGCUGCGUGUAAGCUCUGCUUUCCUUCUCACAACGGGGAAGAGGUUUUGGUACGAACUGCUAAUGAUGUGGAAAUAAACAAUUCCACUAUAUCAAGAGCAGCGACGUCUUUGUUAGGCUCGAUCAUAACAGGAAUACGUCAGAGCACUACGAUUAUUGUGCAGUUUGUUGCUUUCGUUCUGGCCUUCGUCAUCAUCAUGGCAUUUCUUAACAGCACGUCGGUAUGGUUUGGCGAAAGAAUAGGCGUAGAAAACAUGACGCUUGAGGUAAAUUGGCACACUAUUUACUGGUCGAUGGUGUUUCAAUUCAUCAUGGCAUUACUAAUCUUGAAGACGAGUUGGGGAGCAAGUGUUAUACGGUGGUGCGGAGCUAGACUCGAGUCGUUAGUCGAAAACGGAAAAGCUGGAAGUGUGUUUAUAUUUGGUAAAACAUAUACAGACCACAGAUUUGCAUUUGGUUCAAUGGUACAAGUUUUUGUACUGAUCAUCGGCAUGUCCGUUUUAACCUACCUUGGAGUCAUCAAGUACAUUGUAGAAACCCUUGGUAGAGCACUUUCAUUCUGUAUAGGAACAUCUCCUUCGGAAGGAAUCAACGCAGUUGGCAAUAUGUUUUUGCACGUGCCUGAAUCUAUUAUGCUGGUACAAGAAUACUUGCCGGAAAUGACGCCAUCGCAGUUGUUCGUGACAUAUGCAGGUGGUAUGGCAACCGUCGGUGGUGUGUCGUUAAUCAUAUUUAUGUCAUCAGGGGUUCCUGCUGCCCCACUUGUUGCUGCUUCAGCAAUGUCGGCACCAGCAGCUCUUGCCGCGGCAAAAUUGUGUUUUCCUUCACAUGAUGAAGAAGAGGUCCCUAUUCCAGCAGAAGACAAUAAUGAUAAAAAGAAAGUCGCUAUACUAAGACAUCCAAAAUCUUUAAUGGACGCAAUUAUUAUCGGAAUACGUCAGAGUGUUGCCCUUGUUGUGCAGGUAGUUGCCUUCCUCAUGUCUUUCAUCAUCAUACUGGAGUUUGUCAACAACACAUUGAUUUGGUUCGGUGAUAGAAUUGGUGUGGAAAAUAUGACUAUAGAGUUUCUGUUUUCCUAUGCAUUUUAUCCGUUUGCAUUUCUAAUGGGGGCAAGGCCAGAAGAUUGUUUGUUCAUCGGGGAACUUUUAGGAAUACGGACAUUCAGUUUAGCUAUUGUGGCAUAUCCGAAGUUGGGUCCGAUAAUGAAGAAUGGCGUUGCCUAUAGAUCUUACAUAGCAGAAAGUGUGAACAAUACGUGGAUGGCUGUUGGUAACGACAUAGUUCUUGAUAAACUAAAUCAGACGUUAGUUGGCGGUGUUAUAGAUCCAAGAUCAGAAAUUAUCGCUACAUAUGCCUUGUGCGGUUCAGCCUCCUUUGCAGUCAUGGGUCUAAUUAUAGGUUCAUUUGAAGUAAUUGUUCCACACAGAAUAGGGGAAAUAACUAAUCAUAUUUUUAGAGCUAUGAUAGCAGGAACCGUGGCAAGUUAUCUCACAGCAUGCUUUGCAGGUUUACUAUUUGAAGAAGAAUUGAGUGCAUAAAACUGAAAACUUGCUCAAUGAAAAUGUGAACAUAUUUUAUACUUGUGUUGUAUAAUAAUGCGAUAAUGUGUAACAAAUGCCUGACUAAACAUUGGAAAAAUUCAGAUCAUAGAACUGACAAACACGAGCAUCGAUUUCACGUGUGACCCGUGCAUGUUUUAUCAUCAUAUUUUAUGAAACUCAUAUUUUUGUUAUUCUUACGCCAACUCUG
This is a messenger RNA of Ruditapes philippinarum (Manila clam), 3015 nucleotides long. Its product is annotated as sodium/nucleoside cotransporter 2-like. The transcript is spliced from 16 exons. Gene Ontology annotation, cellular component: membrane. Gene Ontology annotation, molecular function: nucleoside:sodium symporter activity. The record is from RefSeq and is a predicted model, not a curated record. NCBI's taxonomy places the organism in Eukaryota, Metazoa, Mollusca, Bivalvia, Venerida, Veneridae. The coding region runs from base 147 to 2804 and encodes 885 amino acids. Gene Ontology annotation, biological process: nucleoside transmembrane transport.